AUGGUUACUGUAGCCCCUCACCAAGCAGAAGACCAUGAGUGGGUGAAGAAUCGAAAGUUUGAGCCUUACUCACGCUAUGGAGACGAUGUAGAGCUGGACUUGAUUCAGGUUCCCAGCCUCGACGAGGACUGGGUUUACUUAGCAUGCGAGAAUGACCACCCCUGCAGCAGGUGCGCUCGUAUAACGCCACACAUCGAUUGCAUAUUCAUCGCAGUUGAUGGUGCCUGCAGAGGUAACGGCACUCCAAAUGCGAAGGCUGCCAUCGGAGUCUUCUUUGGCGAAACGUCGCCAUUCAAUCGAAGCCUCUUGCUACGUCAGGUACCUGUGACGAACCAAAUCGCAGAACUGAACGCCGGCAUUGCUGCACUCGAACAGGCAUUGGAAAUACUGCGAUCCGAAGUGUUAGGUGAAGACUCGCUUCAUAAAGUCAUCAUCAAGGCGGACUCGGAGUACCUCGUCAAGGGGAUGACUGAGUGGGUGUUUAAAUGGGAAGUCAACGGAUACAAAAAUGCGAAACGGGACCCUGUCAAGAACUCUACACUGUUCCAAAAGCUACAAAGUCUUAUUGAGGCCUUGAACGCAUCUAACGUCGAGGUUCUAUUCUGGCAUGUACCUCGGGAAAUGAACAAAGAAGCCGACAAGUUAGCCAAUCAGGCGUUCAACAGCCGUCCAUAA
This is a messenger RNA of Fusarium proliferatum ET1, 675 nucleotides long. RefSeq lists its product as uncharacterized. Lineage: Eukaryota; Fungi; Ascomycota; Sordariomycetes; Hypocreales; Nectriaceae. The transcript has a single exon. Gene Ontology annotation, molecular function: nucleic acid binding; RNA-DNA hybrid ribonuclease activity. Gene Ontology annotation, biological process: DNA replication, removal of RNA primer. The record is from RefSeq and is a predicted model, not a curated record. Bases 1 to 675 code for a protein of 224 amino acids.